Molecule: messenger RNA, 2141 nt
Organism: Capsicum annuum
Lineage: Eukaryota; Viridiplantae; Streptophyta; Magnoliopsida; Solanales; Solanaceae
Product: putative ripening-related protein 1
Exons: 1
Coding region: 1331-1906 (191 amino acids)
Source: RefSeq, a predicted model, not a curated record
UUGAAAAGUCAUUCAGUGUUAAAAUUGCCUUCAUUUUGCCAUUGUGCUUAUGACCUUCAACAAUUAAUAUGUUACUAAAAGCCAUGGAAAUAAAAAUCAAGAAAACAACUAAAUCAACUAGGCCUAAGUGAGUCCCCUUCAUUUUUUUAUUUUUUUUUCAACUUUGUGGUAAAGAGUUGAUAGAAUUGCUUUGCUAUUUAUAGAACAAUACUUUUGAAUGUAAGUAGAGUUGGUCAUGUAAAUCCAAACCAUUGAACAUAACGGGGUAAAAGUAAUAGAGUAACAGCACAAGAAAAAUAGCAAUGUUAGGACGAGUGGGAAAAGUUUUGGUUUUAUUAGAUAAAACUAAUUAGUAUUGUAGACUAAAGUAUGUUGUAACUCUGUUGAUUGUGUUGUAGAUGUGAUGACAUCUUUGAAAAUUUACUUGUUCUAAUAUGUAAUAUUUGAGGAUGUGUACGUGGAUGUGUGGGCAUACGAUGAGAAACAAUGUUAGGAACGAACGAAAAUAUAAGGAACAAGGUUGAAGUAGCCUUCUUGGUACACAAGAUGCGAGAAAUGACAUUGAGGUGGUUCGGACAUUUGAAGAGGAGGAGCGCAGAUGUCUCACCGAUGAGGUGCGAGAGUUUUGACGGUGAUAGAAUUAAGGAGAGGUAGAGGUAGAUUGAGGUAGAAUUGGAUAGAUUAGCAGGACGUAGCACAACUUUAGUUUAUUGAGAACAUAAAAAGUAGGUAGUCGAGGGUUUUCUCUAUCUGUUCCCUUAGUAUCGUUAUCCUAUGCUUCAAAAAUAACUUUCGACUCUUGCAUUUCUUUCAAACAUGUUCUAAAAAUUAUUUUCUUAAGCCGGGGAUCUUUCAGGUUAAAUCUCUCUAUCCUACAAACAUAAGAGGUAAGGUAAGGUAAGGUCUUGCGUACAACCCUAUUCUCUCCACACCCUACUUGUGGAAACCUUUUAGGUAUGUUGUUGUUUUAUGUAGUAUUUUAACUUUUUAAAGAAAAAUGAAAGUUGAUUUUCACUCCAUCAUUGAAAAGUUUCCUAGUAGGACUGUAGUCAUUGUUAUUGUUAUUGUCCCUUCAUUUCUUAGUAAGUUUUUCAUUGUGUUCCAUAAUUUGGAUUUACAUGACCACCACUAUAUACAUUUGAAGUAUAAACAAGAUAUUAACCGGCAAAAGUUUAUCCUUUUUUGGGUGGCAGACUUUCUAUAAAUAGCAAAUCAAAGGGUGGCAGACUUUCUAUAAAUAGCAAAUCGAUUGUGUAAAUUCUUCACCAAACAAAAAACAACAUCAAGUUAAUAACAUUCUCAAACAAUUUGAAUUUAACGAAGUGCAACAAUGAACAAGGGAAGUUACCUUAGCCUAGUUCAUUUUAUUGCUUUCUUGAUCCUAGCAAUGUCCAUGGCUUGUAGUGACAUAUUAAUGGUGGAAGCUCAAAAAUGCAAGCCAAGUGGAAAGAUCAAGGGUAAAAAGCCCCCAAAAGAUCAAUGCAGGCCUGGUGAUGAAUGUUGUGAAGAAGGGAAAUUUUACACCACGUACAAAUGUUCACCUCCGGUUACUGGUCACACGAAGGCAAUUCUUACCAUCAACGACUUUGACAAGGGGGGUGAUGGUGGCGGUCCAUCAGAAUGUAGUGGCAAAUAUUACCACAACUCUAUCCCCGUGGUGGCCUUGUCCACCGGAUGGUACAGUAAAGGGAGCCGUUGUUUUGAGAACAUUACCAUCCACGCGAAUGGAAGGAGUGUGAAAGCCAUGGUUGUCGAUGAAUGUGACUCGGGUAGAGGGUGUGAUGCUCCACAUGCAUACCUUCCUCCUUGCCAGAAUAAUAUUGUUGAUGCUUCUGCAGCAGUGUGGAAAGCUCUCCAUGUACCUAAGAAAGAUUGGGGUUGGCUUGAAAUCGUCUGGUCUGAUUAAUGAAUCUUGAUAUCAUCGGUAUUGUAAGUGGCCGAGUAACAUUGCUGCCUGUCUGCCACGCCACGACCCACUGAGAUUCAGCCCUUUGGCACUCCAAUUUGUAGAAGUAAAAAAUAAUCUUGAUAUCUCCUUUGUACAAUAAAAACCCUGCAUAUACCAGAGGAACUGAUAGCAAGACUGAGUCUCCUUUUACUAUGCUAUCACAACAAUAACAAAUGUUAUUCUUCUUAUUUUC